Hyposmocoma kahamanoa is the source of this 1177-nucleotide messenger RNA. It is a transcript of the gene Marf, whose product is annotated as transmembrane GTPase Marf-like. The transcript is spliced from 7 exons. Gene Ontology annotation, cellular component: mitochondrial outer membrane. Gene Ontology annotation, molecular function: GTP binding; GTPase activity. Lineage: Eukaryota; Metazoa; Arthropoda; Insecta; Lepidoptera; Cosmopterigidae. Bases 155 to 1177 code for a protein of 340 amino acids. The record is from RefSeq and is a predicted model, not a curated record. Gene Ontology annotation, biological process: mitochondrial fusion; mitochondrion localization.
CCAGCCAGCUUGGUAUGUACAUCGAUUAUGAUGAUGCAACGAGAUAAGUCGAACCCUGCAUGUUGUAUUUGAAGCUUAGAAGUGGUAAAGUGACUAUAUUGUUGGCAUUUUCGCCAAAAGGUUCAGCUAACAUCAACCGUGCUUUCCUUCCCGUAUGGCUGCAUAUGUUAACCGUUCGGUAUCGAUGAUGGCUGGCGACGGGCCCCACAACGUCGCACCGCUUAACAAUGGGGCUGUCCGUGUCAAUAUGUCGAAUGUCGACUCCCCGCUGCAGAUUUUUGUGCGAGCUAAGAAGAAAAUUAAUGAUAUAUUUGUUGAGAUUGAUGACUACGUCAAGGAUGCUGUCACUUUCAUGCAUGCGGUAUCCGGCGAAAACGGUAUAGCCUCACAACAAGAUGUCACAAACGUUGAGGGUUACGUCAACAGAGUGCAGGCCAUCCGGGAGGUACUUAAGCGGGAUCACAUGAAAGUUGCCUUUUUUGGAAGGACAAGCAAUGGCAAAAGCACCGUGAUUAACGCGAUGUUACACGACAAGAUCCUACCGAGCGGCAUCGGGCACACAACCAAUUGCUUCUUGCAGGUGGAGGGCUCUGAUACAGAUGAGGCAUUUUUACGCACCGAGGGCUCUGAAGAGAAGCUUAAUGUACAGUCUGUGAGCCAGUUAGGGCAUGCACUGUGCGCGUCUCGACUGCAAGAAUGUUCGCUCGUGCACGUGUAUUGGCCUCGAGAGCUGUGCGCUUUGCUAAGGGACGACGUCGUAUUAGUGGACAGCCCUGGAGUCGAUGUUACGCCGAAUCUCGACGAGUGGAUCGACAAGUACUGCCUCGACGCGGACGUGUUUGUGCUCGUCGCCAAUGCCGAGUCUACGCUUAUGGUUACCGAGAAAAAUUUCUUUCACAAAGUUUCGACAAAGAUAUCACAACCAAACAUUUUCAUACUCAACAAUCGAUGGGACGCAUCCGCAUCCGAACCAGAGUACUUGGAGCAGGUCCGCACGCAACAUGCAAACCGAUGCGUGGACUUUCUGUCGCGCGAGCUUCGCGUCUGCACGCCCAAAGAAGCCGAGGAGCGCAUCUUCUUCAUCUCCGCCAAAGAGGCGCUGCUCACGCGCAUGCGGGAGAGAGAGAAGCCAGUCUCGUGUGAGUACAUUGCGGCAUACAGAUUCUCCAAAAUUUGA